CCCAACCUCUAAGCUCUCCUAUCUCUUCAUUUUUAUUGACUCUUUCUCCCUUGUUUAUAGCUCUUGUAGAGUCAAGCUGAACUGAACUCUGAACCAAGCUCAGUCCCAAGAAAACAGAGAAACUUCCCCCACACUUCCUCUCCUCUCAAAAACAAACCUCCCCUCUCUCUCUCUUUCAUUAUCCAACAAUAUGGAUAGCCCACAAAGAAUAUCCAUUAAAGAAUCUCAAGUAAUCCUAUCUCCAUGCAGCAGUAGAAGGAGAGCAAGCAGUGAUUCUAACUCACCACCCGAAUUCGAGUUCUGGAUGGUCCAAAACCCAUCUUUCCCUCAACCAAAUCUUGUUUCAGCUGAUGAACUCUUUGUUGAUGGUGUCCUCCUCCCUCUCUACCUCCUCCACCACCCCAACAACAACCACCACCACCCGCCUGAUCCUGACCCUGACUCGACCGAACCCGAACCUCCCAGCUCCCAACCUGACCCUGAACCCGAAAUCUCGCCAGCAAGCAUAACCAUGGAGCCAACAAGCAGUUCCAAGAGAUGGAAAGAUAUAAUAUUCAAGAAAGGUGGCAAGAAAACUUCAAAAGCUGCCAGGAAACAAGAAGAGAAAGACAAGGACAAAGACAAAAAGAGGGAGAAAAGGAUUCAAAAUGGAGCGAGUUCAGCUGAGUUGAAUAUCAACAUAUGGCCAUUUUCACGUAGUAGAUCCGAAGGGAACAGUGUGACCCGACCCAAGUUGUUUCCCGGGGCUCCCGGAACCCGGAAGGUAAGUAGUGCCCCUUGUUCGAGGAGUAAUUCAGCAGGGGAAUCCAAAUCAAGAAAGUCAUGGCCAAGUAGCCCUGGUCGACCCGGAGUCCAUUUGAGUCGGAGCAGCCCAGUGUGGCAGGUUCGACGUGGAGGUGGUUCGGGUACGAAGAGUAGCUUCCCUGAGCCUGUGGUUCGGAGUGGUGAGAAAUCGAGCAGUAAAAAAGAAGUUACCGAGCCUCGCCGCAGUAAAAAUACAGCCAAUGUUAAUGGCAUUACUAGUGUUGCUAGAGCAAAGGUUUUGAAUAUAAAUGUCCCCGUUUGUAUUGGGUAUAGAAAUCAUUUGAGUUGCAGAAGCGGUGUCCGCGGUGCUGACGGCAGUGACGGUGGCGCAACCAAAAACGCUGGCGGUAAUUGUGGUGGUAGUAGCACUACUAAUGUUGGAAAUGGUGGUAAUCUUUUCAAUUUACGUAGCCUCUUCACAAAAAAAGUUUAUUAGAGUUUGUAAUUAAUUGACCCUCUAAUUAUAUAUAUUGUAAAGUAUUAAUUAAUAGCAAUAUUAAGUUUGAUUUAGAUGUACUUUUCAGUGUAUUCUGCAUUUUUCCUUGUAUAAACAAAGAAAUUAUUUUUCUCACCAA
Molecule: messenger RNA, 1379 nt
Organism: Populus euphratica (Euphrates poplar)
Lineage: Eukaryota; Viridiplantae; Streptophyta; Magnoliopsida; Malpighiales; Salicaceae
Exons: 1
Coding region: 191-1240 (349 amino acids)
Source: RefSeq, a predicted model, not a curated record